This is a messenger RNA of Pollicipes pollicipes, 736 nucleotides long. RefSeq lists its product as uncharacterized. Lineage: Eukaryota; Metazoa; Arthropoda; Thecostraca; Pollicipedomorpha; Pollicipedidae. Gene Ontology annotation, molecular function: protein tyrosine phosphatase activity. Gene Ontology annotation, biological process: protein dephosphorylation. Bases 101 to 736 code for a protein of 211 amino acids. The record is from RefSeq and is a predicted model, not a curated record. The transcript has 8 exons.
GUAUGGGGGUGGGCGCUGCGUGGGUCAAUGAUCAUUUUGUUUGGCUUUUAAGCGCCUGUAAAGAGAGGGGAGCUGAGAAAGCUGUCUGAAGCGGGCUCCGAUGCAGACCACCACGCCGGCUGCCGUGUCCGCGGCGAUGGAUGGCGAGCCAGCGGAGCUGCCUGGGCUGUACGGAUGGUCGAUCACCGACAACAUUACCAUACGGCUCGCGCUCAACGGCACUGUGCUCGACCCCGACUGCUGCGGUGCCGGCUGGCAGGUGUCCAGCAGCACGUGGUGGUGGUUCGGCUGCAUCAUGCUCAUCGUGUGCGCCCUGAUGGUGGCCACCCUCAAGUAUUGCAGCAAACUGGCGAGUGAUCCCGACGCCGUGGCGCGGCACAAGCAAGCCAUCUACGAACUGGUCCACGCCGAGGAGGACAAAGCGAUCCGAGCCAUUCCCAAGAAGCCCGUGGAGAAGGCCAACUUCAUCAAGUAUUGCGAGCAGCACAGAAAGUACCCGAUUCUGUUCAAAGUCGAAUUUCAGCAUGCAGGGCGAAUCGAGCCGCACCCCUCGCGUCACGGCAGCAAACCGUGCAACGAGACCAAGAACCAAAACCAGAAGAUGGUGCCAUACGACUACAACCGGGUGGUGCUGGACAUGCUGCCGGCCGAGCCGGAGCCCGUCGACGAGGCCGAGUCCGACUACAUCAACGCUUCCUACGUGGACAGCUUGCUGAAGCCGACGCCUACAUCGUGA